Messenger RNA from Sipha flava (yellow sugarcane aphid), 3641 nucleotides. RefSeq names its product protein brunelleschi (gene brun). Lineage: Eukaryota; Metazoa; Arthropoda; Insecta; Hemiptera; Aphididae. The transcript is spliced from 20 exons. Gene Ontology annotation, cellular component: trans-Golgi network. The record is from RefSeq and is a predicted model, not a curated record. The coding region runs from base 49 to 3546 and encodes 1165 amino acids.
CUGGUUACAAUUUUUUUAAUUUAAAAGUAGAUUCAAAACUAGGAAUCAAUGCGAUCAUCAGUUAGUGCCAUUCUGUCGACUCCAACACAAGACCCAAACAUGUCUCACCCAGACUAUGAAAUGACUGUUUAUGAUCAUGGUACUCUACUCAUAUUGGUGAAACACCUGGGUGAAGAAUUAUCAUCAAAAAACUUCAAUCGUUUAUUUGAACGUAUUAGUCGUAUCAAUCAAUUACGCGUUGUGGAUGGAACCGGUACAGAACGGUGUGUUCAAGCUAGAUAUAUUAAAGACUAUCCAGUUGGUAAUAAUGACUGGGGUGAUUUUCAAACUCACAGACGUCUAUUAGGUCUUAUUACUAUUUCCAAAUGUAAGCUUCAAAUUGAGCUAAAUGAAAUAUGUAGAUUACAUGAGACUUUAAAAGUUAAGUAUCAGAGUACCUUAUUUGAUUCGCGGUGUAUUAUAUUUGGUGUAAAUGCUUCAAAUUGUCCAGAACUAAGUACACCAUCAAAUUUUAAAUCAAGAGAUGUAUAUUAUGCUAGUGAAGGUGAUCCUAAUCCUUCAAUUGAAAUGCAUUUAAACGAAUUUUUAUCGUCUUUGUUUUGGGUAUUAGAUGCUAAGCGUCUGGAAAAAUCAAAAGAAAAAUUGGAUAAAGCUACCUUGCUAAUUGCUCCAUUUGAAAAACGUAAUAUAAUUGGUUUGGAUAUGGAGUCCAGAGCAAAUAAAAAACGAUGCAUGGGACGUAUAACUAAACAUUUGGCUGACCUGAACUUACAAACUGGUUUUUUACAUGAUGCUCUUAAUUUUUACCAAACUGCCAUAGAUACACUUCGAUCUUGUAAUGAUUGGCUUUGGUUAGGAGGUUGUUUGGAAGGAUUAUGUGCAACAUCUUUGAUGAUAUUAGAACCUCAAAAUCAAUUAACUAAAUCUAACUUUCAAAGAAAUGCUUCACUUCAAGAACGUCAUUCAAGAUUCAAAUUCAGACCCAUAUCUACUAAUUCUGGAUUUGCAUCAUUAGAUGAUAAUGCCAUUAGAUCAACAAUGCCUCAGAAUUUGCUUAAUAUUGAUGAUAUUUAUAAAAAUUAUGGAGAAGGUCUUAAGCAUUAUAGUAAGUAUAUAAAUGCUGGAGUUAUUUUAACUGAAGGAAGUCUGAAAGCUGCUCGAAUAGCAGUUGUUCAUCAUCAUUUUAUACAUGUUCAUUAUUUUUUACAAAAUGUAUUGCCUAUAAACUUAACUUUGACUGACGAGGAAAAAAUACAACGCCUAAUGAAAUUGGCUGAAUUAUAUUCAGAAAUUGGUUUUCAUCGAAAAGCAUCUUUUUUUCGAUGGUUGGCUUCUAAACGAUAUGUUUCUGCUAGUAAUCCACACACGUCCUGGGAACAAUGCUAUCAGCUAUUACUGCAAAUGUUGCCGGGACAUAAAUUAUCUUUGGAUCCAAAUGACUAUGUACCAGGAGGUCAAAUUGGAUGGCCUGAAUUACAACGGCAAGUAGUUAAUGAAAUAGUAUUAGCUGCAAAGAGAGUUGGAAAUGCUAGUUUAGCUACUAGGCAUUGUACAUUUUUACUACAAACUAUGUGGUGGAUGAUGGAAAAAAUAGAGAGAAGUGCUUAUGCGACUCAAUUGUCUGUAUUGUCAGCCCAGUGUGAAGGAUCUCCUGUUCCUCUUGUUUUAGAUAAUGGACUUGUAAUACCACCAGCAAAUCUUUUAAAUAUUCCACAACCUGAGAAUUUUUCUGUUCAAAAUUUGAAAAUGCACUUGAGACCACAUAAAUUGGUAAAAGUCAAGGAAGAUUUUGGUCCAUUUUUAUUUACACCAUUAAAGUUUGGAUCCAUGGAAAAGAAUAAAAUAAAAAGUAAUAAAAUGGAAUAUGUUUGGGUUAUAAAUGAACCAUGUGAAGUUAUACUUGAACUUAGUAAUCCAUUGAACUUUGAAUUAGAAGUAACAAACAUUCUUCUAUUAACUAGUGGUGCUGUUUUUGAAAGUAUUCCAUAUUCUAUUAACUUACCACCUGAAAGUUGUUAUCAGAAUGUAGUGUUAACUGGUAUACCUAAAGAAGUUGGUGAAAUUGAAAUAAAUGGAUAUUCAACCCAUACAUUAGGAGUUAAAUCUAAUUGUCGUCUUAAAAAUAUUCCCAGUGUACCACAAUCUACAUACAAUGUUCAAGUUAUUCCUUCAAUGCCUUCUAUUGAAGCAUUAAUUUUAGACUCAAAAAAUGAAAAUAUUUCUUCAAUUACAUUAUUUGCUGGUGAAAGUAUGGAUUAUAAACUAAAAAUAACAAAUGUAGGCUCAAUUCCAAUCAAUCUAUUAGAAGUAUCAAUUGAGUCAACUAUUGAACAAUCAUUAAAAAAUAGCAUCAUUCAAGUUGACCAAGAAAAUAUUCAAGAUUAUUUACCAAUUUUUCCUAAUUCAGAAAUUGUAUUGAAUGUUCAUUUAACUGGAGCAUUAAAUUUUCUUUCCAACAAUCAAUAUCCACUUGCAGAAUUUAAUAGUUUGAAAAGUAGUUUAACUACAUCAGGUCCAAGUUCAUAUCCAUCAUUACCUAGUCCUAGACAAAAAAAUGAAAGAUUUUCUCCAAUGACUGCUUCUUCAUUUAGAUCAGGGGAAAGUAGCUUGAACUCAAAUUGUUCCAGAUAUAGAAGCCCAACUGAUAUUACUUCUUUAAAAAUUAUUGAGUUUAAUGUUAAAGUAAAAUAUGCUGGUGGUGAAGGUAUGGCUGCUGGUUAUUGCAGAAUAAUUUCAUGUUUAUUAUCUGUAAAUAUUUUCAAUUCUGUGCUAAUAACUGGAUGGGAUGUCCUACAAGCAGAAACAGGUUCUCAAUUUUAUUUGGUACUUGAUAUUGUUAAUGUUACUAACCAAGAAAUGGAACUUAAAUAUGCUACAAAUAAAAGUAUAUUAAUGGAGGAAAAAGAAUCUUACCGAAUUCCAGUACCCGUUGAAAGAUUUUUAAUUCAUAGUUUAGAACAGGUUAGUAAUGGUGAAGAAGGUCAAGCUGAGAUGGUAUCACAAUGUAAUAAACAUAUAGCUGAACAAGUUCUAUUAAAGUGGUCCGUUAACUUAUGUGAUGACUUGCCUCCCAGAUGGGGUGUUGCAAAAUUGCAUGGUCUCACGUUGUGUCCUCAGAUGUUAGAUAUUGUUUGCACGUCACCUAUUUACUGGGAGAUUAAUUUAAACGAAGAAAAAAUCGUCAGUGAGUGUGAUGAAAAACCAUCAUCAGAAACAUCUCAAUUUCCUGUUGGUCAGCAAUUAAAGUUUCAAAUUUGGGUGCAUAAUUCUUUAAUGUCUCCUUUGGAUGAUGUAACUCUGGAAUUGAAUUUUUACCAAGACUAUCUAAAUGGAACUAUAAACAAUCAAUUAGGAAAUAGAUUAGCUACUACAGGGUCAACUAAGACACAUAAAGCUAGAGUGAAUGAACAAGAUAGGUUAUAUCAUGAAUGUGGAGUAGUAUUUUUUUAUCCAGGUCAAUAUAAGUUGAAUUUACAAUGUCAAACAUUAAAGCAACAUGUAUGGAAAUUAAUACCUCCAUUACAGUUAGAUAUCACAUCUGAAUAAAUAUUAAUAAUCCUGAAUAAUGUUAGCAUAAAAAGAAUAUCAGUAUAUUAUAUGAAGGCAAAUAAAAAAUAACAUUAUUUUUAAGAGCUUUUCAA